This is a messenger RNA of Amphimedon queenslandica, 1339 nucleotides long. RefSeq names its product probable G-protein coupled receptor 157. Gene Ontology annotation, biological process: cell surface receptor signaling pathway; adenylate cyclase-activating G protein-coupled receptor signaling pathway. The transcript is spliced from 3 exons. NCBI's taxonomy places the organism in Eukaryota, Metazoa, Porifera, Demospongiae, Haplosclerida, Niphatidae. Gene Ontology annotation, cellular component: plasma membrane. Gene Ontology annotation, molecular function: G protein-coupled receptor activity. The coding region runs from base 37 to 1194 and encodes 385 amino acids. The record is from RefSeq and is a predicted model, not a curated record.
CUGAGCUUGCACUGCAGCACAGCAAGCAAGAGAGAAAUGAUUAGCAACAAUAGUGAUUAUCCUUCCUGGAGCAUUAAUAGUGACAUUGACAGCGCUUUUUACAAGAAUGAUCCCAUUUUACGAGGUGUAGUGAUCGCUGCUUGUAUCCUCUCUGGGGUUGGAGCACUUCUAGUCAUAUUCUCGUAUGUUUGUUCCAGACAGCUCCGCUCACAGGCAAGGCUAAUCAUCCUCCACCUUUCUUUCAUGGAUUUUGGAGUAGCUCUAGCAAAUUUUAUAGGCCUCAGUGUCUAUUUUAAUAAAUAUUAUUUGGAGUCUUAUAAAAAUGAAGGAGACUUUGAUGAUGUCACACCAGUAGUUAGGUACUCCUGCAUGACUCAAGCUAUUGUUGCAGUUUACUGUAACAAUAGUUCUAUCCUCUGGACACUCUCUGUUGCAAUAUAUCUAUACUUUCGUAUUGUUACUAAUCCACACAGUCCAGAAAAAUUUUUUAGAAUCCUUCUCUAUAUAAUGUAUGCAGUUAAUUACGGGUUGCCUUUGGUGCUCACUAUAUGGCUUGCCCUAACUAAAAGACUCGGUUUUUCUCCUUUUGAUUCUUCUGGCUGGUGCUCUUUAAUCACAUACCGGUACAUCGAAAUGGAAUCAUACAAACCUGUGAAGGUGGAUGUGUAUGCCUCAUUCUUUGGGAACGACAUGCUGAUAAUACUGACACUAAUAACAAUACCAGUUCUAUACUUCUCCAUAAAGCGCAAUGCAAAGAAACAACUUAGUUCUGUUGCCACUGAGAACCUAAGGCAUAAACUGAAUUCAAUUGAGCUAAAGUUCACAGCAAUUCCACUAGUGUUCCUAUUCUUGAGACUCUGGUCCCUGAUUCUAAGUAUAAUGUACGACUAUGCUCAAGUUGAUGACAAGCAUGUUCCUCAAAAACUUAAAAUCAUUCUACUUUACUUAUCAGGUAUUGGUGAUUCCAGUCAAGGGACGGCUAACAGUAUAAUUUUCAUUUUCUUCACUGAGAAAGCUCGAAGCAUGCUUUGUGCUUUAUUCUGUUGCUUCUGCACUUACUUCUUGAAGCAGACCACAGUACAGAGUGACAUGCAUGAGGACUCACAAGAAAAAGAGCCAAUUCUGACAAAUUCAACAUCGCAUCAAGAGUACAAAGCCAAAGGACAGACUCUUUAUAUUAUACAAAGUCACUGAAUUUCAUCAAUUUUUAUUUUAGUGUGAAAAGAUCUACUAUUCAUAAUGUUCUUGUGUGUUGCUGCACAAUUAAAAUCAUGUAUGCUGUAUUUUAUUCUCAUGUUAAUUUUUAUAAUUUUGCUAUAAACAACAAAAAUUGUAAAAA